GCUCCAGCCUCCUGAGCUUAUAAAAAUGAGCAGGUCACCAGCAAAUACACAGGACACGCAUAGGUAAUGCAUGUUUGUUUCAUACUUUGCACAUAUGCAUGUUAAUUCUAUCCGUGCGAUCAUAAUGCAAUGAAAAGAUGUUUGCUUUUUUUCUUCAUAGCAUUCUCCCUUGCUGACUUUUACUUGAAUUACUCAGUUAGCAUCUUUGUGACAGGUUAAGUAUGAGUAGUAACUUUUACUGACCGCCAAUCAGUCAAGGGAGAUCCCUGCCUGUCACCAAAAGUCAGCUGCAUCCUCAUUAGGAUAAAUUGCAAAAAGUGGACAUCAUUGUCGAGCAGGUUGUGUGGAGAUCAUGUUUGUGACAUUUGUUGCCACUAUGUGAUCUUGUUUGCUGUGUAGGUCUGUCGAGUCAUGGCCCUUCAGAUGCUGACCUUGUUUUUGGCUGCCUACGGUUGGUGGAUGCAUCCUACAGCUUCUAAUAAGCUGCCAGGAUGUCACCUGACCUACCAAAAUGUGAGCUUGGAGAAAGAAGGAUGCCUCUCGUGUAGCCUCGUGGAGACAACCAUUUGUUCUGGAUACUGCUCCACAGAGUACCCUAUCUUCUACGGCUUCCCUAGCGAAGAGCCUCAAGUGUGUAUGUAUGAGCGUGUGCACCACCAACAGUUUGAGCUGUCUGACUGCCUUCCAGGCGUGGACCCUGUGGUCAAGUACCCAGUGGCAUUAAGCUGCAGUUGUGCAGCAUGCUCCAUCCUCACGUCCAACUGUAAUGAGGAACCCAUGGAACCUACCAAACCUGACCUCUGUGCUCAGAUCCCCGCUAAGUAAUUUGUGACCUUUGCAUCACCUACCUUUGUGUCGUCUUUAUGUUUGAGAUUGUGGAAUGGAUAAUAGUAAAGAUAGCAGUUUCAACAGGAACCAUGCAGGAUCGUGUCUUUGCAUGUUUAGACAGAAUGAAUAGCACAUACUAAAUUGUACAUGGAUACUUCAUUUAGAUUUUGUAUUGUGCACUUGUGUUUGAUCAGUUAUGAAGGGAACUAAAUAAAAGCAGUAAUUCAAACUAC
Molecule: messenger RNA, 1061 nt
Organism: Syngnathus acus (greater pipefish)
Lineage: Eukaryota; Metazoa; Chordata; Actinopteri; Syngnathiformes; Syngnathidae
Gene: lhb
Product: luteinizing hormone subunit beta
Exons: 3
Coding region: 412-825 (137 amino acids)
Biological process (GO): G protein-coupled receptor signaling pathway; ovulation
Cellular component (GO): cytoplasm; extracellular region
Molecular function (GO): hormone activity
Source: RefSeq, a predicted model, not a curated record